CGGCGACAGCGCUCAAUCGCCGACAUCUCACCGUCUUCUACAAACCCCAUGCGCGUAGGAAAAUUCCACUAUCCAAGGAUCGAUUAAACAUCGGAAAGGAAAGGAUUCAAUAAAAAUGAGGUCGAAUUCAGUAGUUCCAACUUUCUGGAAAAGGGUUUCCUGUUUAUUCUGUAAUCUGUCCGAUAAUGUAGGGCGAACGUGUACUUUUUCUAUGGCGAAAGAUCAAGCGAUAGACUGCAUGCAGCGGGAAGAAAUUCAACCAUACGGUUUGAUGGAUACGUCGAUAUCUGUAUUUGGGGCAUGAGGAUACCUUGCUGCUUAUCAGAAUCCUCUUGCAUCUUGCUGCCACGAAGCUGUCGACUCGAGGAUUGUUUAUGUCAAGGACAAGAAGUUCGGCUCAAAACCACGCACUGCGCUGCAACUGUUGUUUUUACGCUCAACAGCAACCCCGUGGCUCUAGACAGCUGAAAGAUUACACUCCCAUCUACUACCCCCGGUUUUGCGAAUACACCGGGAUGAUACAUCUCAACAACGUUUGUGGUCCUUCGUGGCAACCCCAGAACGCGUUAAACACCUCAAGCUGCCUCGAGGUAUUUGGCGGCGUGCUCGGUUACAGUUCUGUAUCAACUGUCAAUCAGACGCUAGGCAUCAUCUGACCCCUUCAUAUUUCCAACAUGAGGCUACAUGAGGCGGGAUUUCCACUCUCUUUCAAGGAUAGUUCUAUUCCAGAGGCGGGGGUGUGUUUUCAACAUGAGGCUCCGUAGCCCAUGAGGUGGGGAAAAUGAUAUGAAGCUAUAUAUGGCAAGUUCAAGUCGAGAGGCUUAGCGCUUUGGCGAGAGUCAAUUCGUUUUUUUCGGUCAUUAAUACUGGUUCGCAUCGGUUCGUGGAGCGCUUGGGGCUUGUGGGGGGUCAUUCUGAAAGAAGUCCUUAGCUCCACUGCGUUAGGCGAGACGAGGAGGCGGUUACUUUAGGCAGGUACCAAUCUUUGGAGGAAACGUACAAAGCCCUGCUAGAUCCACGUAUUCCAACUGUGUUUGUGGAAUAGAAAGAACUUUGGAAAACCGUUAGAUGUCUGGAGAGAUUAUACAUCUUAAACGCUGGGUAGGGAGCUACGCGUUUUACAUGAGCGCGAGAAGAUUCAAUUUCGAC
Messenger RNA from Marasmius oreades (fairy-ring Marasmius), 1149 nucleotides. RefSeq lists its product as uncharacterized. NCBI's taxonomy places the organism in Eukaryota, Fungi, Basidiomycota, Agaricomycetes, Agaricales, Marasmiaceae. Bases 375 to 656 code for a protein of 93 amino acids. The transcript has 10 exons. The record is from RefSeq and is a predicted model, not a curated record.